Molecule: messenger RNA, 1887 nt
Organism: Aspergillus heteromorphus CBS 117.55
Lineage: Eukaryota; Fungi; Ascomycota; Eurotiomycetes; Eurotiales; Aspergillaceae
Product: SH3 domain-containing protein
Exons: 2
Coding region: 1-1887 (628 amino acids)
Molecular function (GO): protein binding
Source: RefSeq, a predicted model, not a curated record
AUGCGACACCGAACCGCUGCCCGUAACGGGGGGAUCUUCCGCCGCGAUCCUCAAAUAGCCCAGGCUUCCGCCUAUCCUUAUGCCAAUGGCGCUUCUUCAGGGUACAGCUCCGGCCAGUGGGAAAGUGGCUCUUCGGCACAGACUACGUACGGACAGCAAGCGGCCGCAGGCAGUCUUGGUCAGUCAACCGCAGGAUCAGCAGCAAUGGCGGCAGAUCCAGCCACCGCGGGUGAAGGCACCACCGCCGCCGAGGGCUCAUGGGCUGCAGGAGCAGGAACAGGCACGGGAGUCGCCACCGCGAGUGCAGCGCCCGUUGCAGGCGCAGCAUCGACCUGGCAGGGAAGCACGGCAGCCGGCGCAGCAGCCGGUGCAGCAGCCGACGCAGCACAGCCGGGAGCGAGCGCAGCGGCGGGAGGCAGCACCGGCGCAUCAACAGCGGGCACAGCUGCCUUGGGAACCGACUCGACCACCGGCAGUGUAGCGCAACCACACACCGGCACUUGGACCGCCCAAGUGCCUUCGAGCUCGCAGGCGUUGUGGACGCCAACCACCACCUUGCAAACAUCUAUCAUCCCCUCUCCCAGCUCGUUCACGCUCGAAACGAAACCAUCCACCACCACCGACAGCUCCAGCAGCGCGACCACGACCGGUGUUGUAACAGUAUUGGGUCAUGAAGGCACGUCGCCUGGUACGAAAGCCGCUAUCGGAGUAGGCGUGUCAGUUGCCGUCAUCGCAUGCGUCGGGUUCCUUUUGUGGACACUGCACAAGAAGAAGCGCGCCCUGCAAAACGCCAUUGCCAACCACUACCGUACCGAGAAGCCCGGUCAAUGGCGACCUCCACCACCAAAGCCGUCUCCCCUCAAGAAGGCUGCCAAUGCCGCCUACGCAGGAGGUGCAGCGGCCGCACGCGCAAGCGCGCAUGCUGGUGCUCGCACUGCGAAUUACUUCCAAUCUCGAAUUCCACGUCUGCGCGAAAAGCUGACACCCAACUCUGCUUAUACCCCGAUCAAAGACUUCACCCUCUUGGUAUACGCCACUGGCCGUACCGCGCUGCGCUCGACAGGCGGAUUUGUCAAGUCCACCUGGAAAAGAUCAAAAGUCCACAUUCCUCGUCCGCAAUCUGCACAUAUUCCCAGCGACACCCUACGCGAUGGAUUCCGACAGCUUCACCACUCUUACCUGGACCUUCCCAGGACCAAUCCAACCCGCUUUUCUCCAUUACCCGAAGUGCAAUACUCGACGGAGACGUUAGUUGGCGACAUCGGCCGGCUCAAGGAGGUGUCCAGCACGCCGCCUCAGGUCGAGUCUAGCAAGAUCCCCGAAGCCAAGGUUGCCACGCUGGAGACAGUCUCCCCCGCCUUAUCCACCAAGUCCUCCAGCCCUGGAGUUUCGAGAAGCCCUACCAUCGAGAUCCCUACCAUCGAAAUCCCUACCUCUCGGGGCGCGCCUCCGAUCUCCAUGGCUCGGGUAUACCGAGUGGACAUGGACUUCCGGGCCGUCAGUCCCGAGCACAUCGAGCUCAAGGAAGGCCAGACAGCCAUCCUGCACCUCAUCUAUGAGGAUGGAUGGGCUCUCGUCACUGUCAUGGAAACGAACCAAGAAGGCCUUGUCCCGCGGGCGUGCUUCUCCGCACAGCCUAUCCGCAACCAAGCCCAGUAUCUGGGCAACAACAUCCACAUCUCCACCGAGGGCAUCCCCCGGUCACUCAGCUCAGGGACACCAACGGAAGCCGGGUCAGACGGUGACCUGGGACGCUUCUACUCCACAUGCGUCAGCCCAGAGCCCACCCUGAUCGCGCCCGAACGGCCGUCACCGCAGCGUCUCAAGUCCCUGCCAUCGCUGGCCAGCCUGUUCCGCUCUGCUCACAGCUUCAAGAGCAUGGUAUAG